This is a messenger RNA of Megalops cyprinoides (Indo-Pacific tarpon), 4538 nucleotides long. It is a transcript of the gene atp11c, whose product is annotated as ATPase phospholipid transporting 11C. Lineage: Eukaryota; Metazoa; Chordata; Actinopteri; Elopiformes; Megalopidae. The record is from RefSeq and is a predicted model, not a curated record. The transcript has 29 exons. Gene Ontology annotation, molecular function: magnesium ion binding; ATP binding; ATP hydrolysis activity. Gene Ontology annotation, biological process: phospholipid translocation. Bases 474 to 3899 code for a protein of 1141 amino acids. Gene Ontology annotation, cellular component: trans-Golgi network; endoplasmic reticulum; plasma membrane.
GAGAGGGGUGGAGGGGGCGGCGGAGGGAAUGACUGAGUCGUACUAGAGGAUUCAAAUUGAAGUUACUUUCCGUCUGUCUGUCACGAUUGUAAUGUGACCUGUAGUGCAGCGAAGAGACGUGUGUGCGACUGAUCGCCAAGGCAAGCCGAGCAACAGGGCACGAAGCAGGAUACGACGAACUGUAAGAGCCGAGUGAACGGGGGAGCAAUGCUGGCACCGUACACCGCAACGCGGAAAAUAUUGAGAGGGAGAAUGCGAGCUGCUAGGAGAGACUGAAUUUUGCUAAACAUAAAACGGACACAAUGUAGCACCGCUGCGGCAUUCCGUAAAGCUACCAGGAUAGAAGAGAAUAGAUGGACAGUUAACUAGCAAGUUAAAUACAUGCAGAGUUACACACCAUAACAGGUCUCGCCGAGUGAAACAAAAGGACCCGCAAGCGUCUUCAUAUCAAAGAAGCCAAGGAAAACUGCGAUAUGCUGCGAAGGAGACUUAACCGUUUGUUUGGAGGGGACGAGAGGAGGGUGGACAGCAGGACCAUCUACGUGGGACACCGGCCCUGUCCCGGCUCAGAGGCCUUCAUCCCGCCCAAAUUCUGCGACAACAGGAUCGUGUCUUCCAAGUACACCGUUUGGAACUUCCUGCCAAAGAACCUAUUUGAGCAGUUCAGAAGAAUCGCCAACUUCUACUUCCUGAUCAUAUUUCUGGUGCAGGUGAUAGUAGACACACCUACCAGCCCCGUCACCAGCGGCCUGCCCUUGUUUUUCGUCAUCACAGUGACAGCCAUCAAGCAGGGCUACGAGGACUGGCUUCGGCACAAAGCAGACAACGAGGUGAACAAGUACCUGGUGACGUUGCUGGAGAACGGCCAGAGGACGCGCAAGGAGAGCGAGAAGAUCAAGGUGGGUGACGUCGUGGAGGUGGUGGAGGACGAGACCUUCCCCUGCGACCUGAUCCUGCUGCGGUCCAGCCGUGAUGAUGACACCUGCUUCGUCACCACGGCCAGCCUGGACGGGGAGUCCAACCACAAGACUCACUACACAGUGCCCGACACCGAGAGGGAUCUGGAGCUGCUCAACGCAACCAUCGAGUGUGAACAGCCCCAGCCUGACCUCUACAAGUUCGUCGGCCGAAUGCACAUCUACAGGGACGACCAGGAGCCCGUCGUGCGGUCUUUGGGUCCAGAGAACUUGCUUUUGAAAGGAGCUACCUUGAAAAACACCAAGAAGAUCUACGGUGUGGCAGUGUACACCGGCAUGGAGACCAAGAUGGCCCUGAACUACCAGGGCAAGUCCCAGAAGCGCUCAGUGGUGGAGAAGUCGAUCAACGCCUUCCUCCUGGUGUACCUGUGUAUCCUGGUCAGCAAGGCGCUGGUGUGCACGACACUCAAGUACGUGUGGCAGAGCAAACCUGGCCAGGAUGAACCCUGGUACAACCACAAGACCCAGAAGGAGAAGGACACCUACCUGUACCUGAAGAUGUUUACAGACUUCCUGUCCUUCAUGGUGCUCUUCAACUUCAUCAUCCCCGUUUCCAUGUACGUCACCGUGGAGAUGCAGAAGUUCCUGGGCUCCUUCUUCAUCACCUGGGACAAGGACUUCUUCGACCCGGAGAUCCAGGAGGGGGCACUGGUCAACACGUCUGACCUCAACGAGGAACUGGGCCAGGUGGAGUAUGUGUUCACGGACAAGACCGGCACUCUUACUCAGAACAACAUGGAGUUCAUUGAGUGCUGCAUCGAUGGCUUCCAGUACAAGUACCGGGACUCCCGGACCGAGCUGGACGGGUUCUGUGUCACUGACGGGCCAGUCAGCAAGCUGCAGCAGAAGGCAGGCAGGGAGAAGGAGGAGCUCUUCCUGCGAGCGCUGUGCUUGUGUCACACGGUGCAGGUGAAGGAGGCGGGGCCUGGGGACGGGGGCGCCGACCUGGUGGACGGGGUGGAUGGGGGCGAUGGGGGCGUCCCGCACGAGGCGGAGCAGCGUGGCUUCAUCGCCUCCUCCCCUGACGAGGUGGCGCUGGUCAAGGGGGCCAUGAAGUAUGGCUUCACUUUCCUGGGGCUGGAGUGUAAACAGAUGAAAAUUCAGAACAGGAAUAACGAUAUUGAGGUGUAUGAGCUGCUUCACGUGUUGAACUUUGACCCCGUGCGGAGGCGCAUGAGCGUGAUUGUCCGAACGAAUACGGGGGAAACGCUGCUGUUUUGCAAGGGGGCGGACUCCUCCAUCUUCCCCCGCGUCAAGCAGGACGAAGUGGACCGGAUACGCAUGCAUGUGGAGCGCAAUGCUACGGAGGGCUACCGGACGCUGUGCGUGGCCUAUAAGCAGCUGAGUGCUGAGGAGUACGCGCGGGUGGACGCGGAGCUGCAGGAGGCCCGGCUGGCGCUGCAGGACCGGGAGGAGCGGCUCAUGGACGUCUACAACCGGGUGGAGACGGGGAUGAGCCUGAUCGGGGCCACCGCGGUGGAGGACAGGCUGCAGGAGGAGGCGGCCGAGACCAUGGAGGCGCUGCAGGGCGCCGGCAUGAAGGUGUGGGUGCUGACGGGCGACAAGAUGGAGACGGCCAAGUCCACCUGCUACGCCUGCCGCCUCUUCCAGAGGGGCACGGAGCUGCUGGAGCUGACGGUGCGCACCCUGGAGGAGGGAGGCCGCAAGCGCGAGGAGCGCAUGCAUGAGCUGCUGCUGGACUACCACAAGAGGGCGGUGCAGGAUGCCCCGCCCGCCAAGGGCGGAGUCACCAGGCGGUGGUCCUCACCCGCGCAGGAGUACGGCUUCAUCAUAGAUGGUGCCACGCUGUCCCUGGUGCUGAACGCCACACCAGAAGCCAGCGCCAGCCGGUACAAGAGCCUGUUCCUGCAGAUCUGCCAGAACUGCACGGCUGUGCUCUGCUGCCGCAUGGCGCCGCUUCAGAAGGCCCAGAUUGUGAAGAUGGUAAAGAACUCCAAAGGAAACCCCAUUACGCUUUCGAUUGGCGAUGGAGCCAAUGAUGUCAGUAUGAUCCUGGAGGCGCAUGUGGGAAUAGGUAUAAAGGGGAAGGAGGGUCGGCAGGCGGUGCGGAACAGCGACUACGCCAUCCCCAAACUCAAGCACCUGAAGAAGCUGCUGCUGGCCCACGGGCACCUGUACUACGUCCGCAUCGCCCACCUGGUGCAGUACUUCUUCUACAAGAAUCUUUGCUUCAUCUUACCUCAGUUCUUAUACCAGUUUUUCUGUGGAUAUUCACAGCAGCCCCUCUACGAUGCAGCCUAUCUGACGAUGUACAACAUCUGCUUCACCUCUAUGCCCAUCCUGGCCUAUAGCCUCCUGGAGCAGCACAUCUCCAUCGAGAUCCUGCUGGACGAUGCCAAGUUGUACAGGGAGAUAGCGAAGAACGCCAUGCUGAGAUGGGGUCCCUUCUUGUACUGGACACUUCUGGGACUGUUCCAAGGCCUACUCUUCUUUUUUGGGGUGCACUGUCUUUUCAGAAACCCCGCACUACAGGACAAUGGCCAGGUGUUUGGAAAUUGGUCAUACGGAACAAUAGUUUUUACAGUCCUCGUCUUCACUGUCACCCUUAAGCUGGCCCUGGACACACGUCACUGGACCUGGAUCAAUCACUUCGUCAUCUGGGGCUCGCUGGCAUUCUACGUCUUCUUCAGCUUCUUCUGGGGAGGUAUCAUAUGGCCCUUCCUCAAGCACCAGAGGUUGUACUUCGUCUUUGCCAACAUGCUGAGCUCCGUGUCAGCCUGGCUGGUCAUUAUCCUGCUGAUCAUGCUCAGCCUGCUGCCGGACAUCCUGCUGGCCGUCCUCCGCCGGCGCAACAGCCCUCACGCCCGACAGAUGAAGCGCCGCCUUCCUUCCUCUGGGACCUCCACUAUCUUCAUGCUGUCGCAGACCACAAGCACUCACAGCUUUUCCUGGAGUGACUGAGGUCUCUCUGCCUGCUCCUCUCUCCUUUCCUCCACCUUCUCAAUAGGUUGCCAGAUUGUCCACACCGUGUCUUGCUUGCACGUUUUCACGACUCACUAUCCCCAACCCUCCCAUCACCCCUGCCCACUCUACCCCUUUCUACCCUACCUCACAUGGUGACUCAAAGGCAGCAUCCCUCCAAAGGCAGGCUGGAAUCCCAGAAUCCCAGAAUGCCAGAACCCCAUGCAUAUGUGUCACAGUUUUGGCCAUUUGUCUCAGUGACAUAACAAGGGAUGCUGGCUCUGAAGCCACGUCGCUCCUGAUAGAGUUAAUCUUUCAUCACGUGGAGCAGUCAUCCUGGUCAUUUCGAGUGCAGCGGGCCUGAAGUCCUGUGAGGCCCGUUGCUGUCUGCAUGAGAGACCUGUUUUUUUUUUUUUUUUUUUGUGAAUGUGGUUUCCUUAUGAAACUGUGUGCCGGUUCGCCGUCUCCGGUGUGUGUGUGUGUGUGUCAGGCCCCUGCAGAGCGGCGUCACCCUGUCUGCCUGCACCCGUGCCCGCUGUCUCUGCAUGCCACCCGGGGGAAUGCAGCACGCAAAGGCACUGAGGGCCGUGCGAAGGCCAGGCUUCCCCGCAUGCGUGCCUCAGACUCCGCUGCGACUCC